Molecule: messenger RNA, 1483 nt
Organism: Cynara cardunculus var. scolymus (artichoke)
Lineage: Eukaryota; Viridiplantae; Streptophyta; Magnoliopsida; Asterales; Asteraceae
Product: polynucleotide 5'-hydroxyl-kinase NOL9
Exons: 10
Coding region: 151-1149 (332 amino acids)
Biological process (GO): cleavage in ITS2 between 5.8S rRNA and LSU-rRNA of tricistronic rRNA transcript (SSU-rRNA, 5.8S rRNA, LSU-rRNA)
Cellular component (GO): nucleus
Molecular function (GO): polynucleotide 5'-hydroxyl-kinase activity
Source: RefSeq, a predicted model, not a curated record
AAGCACAAACAUACCAGAAGAAAUAAUGGCGAUGGCUUCAUUAAUGGAGGUUGAAGAGAGUGAAGCAACCAACAUAUAUAUACCAGAAGAGUGGUCCGAAGCGGCGGACACCAUAGUCUAUGGUGGUGCACAAACUCCGGUGGCAUUUAUAUGUGGCCCCAAAAACAGCGGCAAGUCAACCUUCUCACGUCAUCUCCUUCAUCUUCUCCUCCGUACGAGAGAGUUGCUUACUUGGAUACUGAUGUUGGACAGCCUGAGUUUACCCCUCCUGGAUGCCUCUCACUCACUGUACUUGAUAGAGAAACCAUCGAUUUGAAAUUUCUGCCAGAAAGAUGCUUCUUCUUUGGUGACAUUUCUUCAAAAAGAGAUCCAGAGAUUUAUUUGACAUAUAUAUUUGCCCUAUAUGAUCAUUAUCAUAAACAGCAUCACGAACUUUCAAGGAGUGCUUCUCCCGGUAAAAGUGGGGUGCCCCUAAUUGUCAACACUCCCGGCUGGGUGAAAGGUAUCGGAUAUGAUUUGCUGGUAGAUAUGUUGAAGCACAUUGCCCCUAGUCACGUGGUUAAUAUUUGUAUUUCUGCUAAAAGUAAGAACCUACCCUCUGGAGCCUUUUGGUCUCAAGACGGUGAUGCUGGGGCAGUAACCCUAAUUGAAAUUAAUUCAGCCCGCCAGGACUCGUUAAACAGAUCGGUACUGGUACAGAAGGAUUCACGUCAUCUACGGGAUUUAAGUAUCGUGACAUAUUUCAGGCAGUGCUUUCCAAGUGACAUGAGUAUCAGCACAAUUAAGGAAGUUGCUCGAGCAUUGGCUGCUCACCCUCCUUAUGAAGUUCCUGUGUCAGCUGUCAGCAUUAAACACCUUCAUUGUGAGGUACCCAAAGAUGAAAUUUUCUACAGUUUGAAUGCAACCAUUGUUGGAUUGGCAGUUAAUUCUGAAGAUUCUGGGCAUUUGCCUCGCUGUGUUGGCCUUGGAAUUGUUCGUGGAGUAGACAUAUUGAGACGGGUCCUCUACAUAAUAACCCCUGUUCCACAAAAUGUUGUGGAGGAUGUUGAUGUUCUACUGCAAGGCUUCAUUCAGAUUCCUACAUACUUGUUGCAGGUACAAGGAUCUGUUUCACCAUACAUGGCUUCCAAUGUCCUGCCCGGAAUUUGAACUACUGGAGUUGCUGAUUACCAUCAACAGGGAAAUACUUAUGUGCGGAAAGGACUACAGUAAAUUGACAUGUAAGCGCUGUGAUAGCGGAUUACGGACUAGGAUAAAAUUGCGGUGGUCAAACUGCAGUGAAAAUUGUGUUUCCGAUAUAAGUGGCACAAUUGACCGAUAUUUGAGGUGAAAUUGCGGACCAAUAUUCCGAUAUUUUAGCUUGGGCCUCUUUAGAGCUAUGUUGACUUGGAUGCUGAACCUAUUGCUUGUGAUUUGCUCUUUUGUGAACGUUUUUCCUAUUUUGUUUUGUAAAAACAUCUUUAAAUUGAUGUUUUGAUGUUGA